This is a messenger RNA of Neomonachus schauinslandi (Hawaiian monk seal), 3047 nucleotides long. RefSeq names its product adenosine deaminase RNA specific B1 (gene ADARB1). Lineage: Eukaryota; Metazoa; Chordata; Mammalia; Carnivora; Phocidae. Gene Ontology annotation, cellular component: cytoplasm; nucleolus. Gene Ontology annotation, molecular function: double-stranded RNA binding; double-stranded RNA adenosine deaminase activity; tRNA-specific adenosine deaminase activity. Bases 147 to 2387 code for a protein of 746 amino acids. The transcript is spliced from 10 exons. The record is from RefSeq and is a predicted model, not a curated record. Gene Ontology annotation, biological process: RNA processing; adenosine to inosine editing.
CUGAGCGCGCCCAUGCUCUCCGGGUCACUCAGCCCUGCCUGCACCCAGGGAAGUUCUGCCCAGGGUCCGAGCAAACAUAGACACUAAACAAAUCUAAAGACAGAAACCAUCUCCGCCAGUCAAGAAGCCCUCAGAAGUCCUUUGCCAUGGAUACAGAAGAUGAAGAAAACAUGAGUUCGAGCAGCACAGAUGUUAAGGAAAGCUGCAGUCUGGACAGCAUGCCCCCCAAGGACGGCAGCGCCCCCGGGCCUGGCGAGGGCGCCCCACUCUCCAACGGGGGUGGCGGUGGCGCCAGCCGGAAGCGGCCCCUGGAGGAGGGCAGCAAUGGCCACACCAAGUUCCGCCUGAAGAAGAGGCGGCGGCCGCCCGGGCCCGCGCUGCCGAAGAACGCCCUGAUGCAGCUGAACGAGAUCAAGCCUGGCCUGCAGUAUGCACUGCUGUCGCAGACCGGGCCGGUGCACGCGCCCCUGUUCGUCAUGUCCGUUGAAGUUAACGGGCAGGUGUUUGAGGGCUCUGGCCCCACCAAGAAGAAGGCCAAGCUGCACGCCGCCGAGAAGGCCCUGCGGUCUUUCGUGCAGUUCCCCAACGCCUCCGAGGCGCACCUGGCCAUGGGGAGGACCCUGUCCGCCAACACGGACUUCACGUCCGACCAGGCUGACUUCCCCGACACGCUCUUCAACGGCUUCGAGACCCCAGACAGGUCGGAAAUACCCUUCUACCUGGGCUCCAAUGGGGACGACUCCUUCAGCUCCAGCGGGGACCUCAGCUUGGCGGCGUCCCCGGCGCCCGCGAGCCUGGCGCAGCCUCCUCUCCCCGGCCCUCCGCCGUUCCCACCACCGAGCGGGAAGAACCCCGUGAUGAUCCUGAAUGAGCUGCGGCCGGGGCUCAAGUACGACUUCCUGUCCGAGAGCGGGGAGAGCCACGCCAAGAGCUUCGUCAUGUCUGUGGUGGUGGACGGCCAGUUCUUCGAGGGCUCAGGCAGGAACAAAAAGCUCGCCAAGGCCCGGGCUGCGCAGUCCGCACUGGCAACCAUUUUUAAUUUGCACUUGGAUCAAACACCGUCUCGCCAGCCCAUCCCCAGCGAGGGCCUUCAGUUACAUUUACCGCAGGUGUUAGCCGAUGCCGUGGCCCGCCUGGUGCUGGAUAAGUUUGGCGAUCUGACGGACAACUUCUCCUCUCCUCACGCACGCAGGAAAGUUCUUGCCGGCAUCGUCAUGACAACAGGCACAGAUGUGAAAGACGCCAAGGUGAUCAGUAUUUCCACGGGGACAAAGUGCAUCAAUGGCGAGUACAUGAGUGACCGUGGCCUUGCAUUAAAUGACUGCCAUGCAGAAAUUAUAGCUCGGAGAUCCUUGCUUAGAUUUCUUUAUACACAACUUGAGCUUUACUUAAAUAACAAAGACGAUCAAAAACGGUCCAUCUUUCAGAAGUCCGAGCGGGGAGGGUUUAAGCUGAAGGAGAGUGUUCAGUUCCAUCUGUACAUCAGCACGUCUCCCUGUGGGGAUGCCAGGAUCUUCUCACCGCACGAGCCGAUCCUGGAAGAACCAGCGGACAGACAUCCAAACCGCAAAGCCAGAGGACAGCUGCGGACGAAAAUAGAGUCUGGCGAAGGCACAAUUCCCGUGCGAUCCAAUGCAAGCCUCCAGACGUGGGACGGGGUGCUGCAGGGCGAGAGGCUGCUCACCAUGUCCUGCAGCGACAAGAUGGCGCGGUGGAACGUGGUGGGCGUGCAGGGGUCCCUGCUCAGCAUCUUUGUGGAGCCGAUCUACUUCUCGAGCAUCAUCCUGGGCAGCCUCUACCACGGCGACCACCUCUCCAGGGCCAUGUACCAGCGGAUCUCCAACAUAGAAGACCUGCCCCCGCUGUACACGCUCAACAAGCCUCUGCUCAGCGGCAUCAGCAACGCGGAAGCACGGCAGCCGGGGAAGGCACCCAACUUCAGCGUCAACUGGACAGUGGGUGACGCGGCCAUUGAGGUCAUCAACGCCACGACAGGGAAGGACGAGCUGGGCCGUGCGUCCCGCCUGUGUAAGCACGCCUUGUACUGUCGCUGGAUGCGUGUGCACGGCAAGAAUUUGGACACUUCAUAUGAAUGUAAUUCAGCCAAGAACCCUAUCGCUCAGAUCCACUCCCCAGUGUCCUCUGUAUGUUUGUUGAUGUAUAUACCACACGUUACAAUCUGCAUGAGCUACUCCUCGCACCGAGACCAGCCGGAACGAAGCAUGAGACGCUGUCCUAUAGACAAAGGAUUGGAGAUGUUCUCAAUAAAAGACACAGUGUUCCACCACUGCAGUGUGGCUGGGUUUUCUCUCCUUUCUAGUUCUCCCCUUGGUCGCCUCGAAGGUCUGGGGUCCGUUCCAAUGAGCAAAAUUUGGAGGGGUGCGUAAGCACCAGCUGAGAGCUGCCCACUGGUCUUGUCCCGUGUGCUGCCCCAGCGCUCGGCACAUUCACCCAACUCAGGACAGUUCCUCUGAGCCCCUGGGAUCCGUGGGUCCCUCACCGUCUUCCUGAGCACACGCCGCUCCCACUCCCACGUGGAAGUUGUGUAGAGGGCAGUGACGCAGCGGCCCUGCUCGAGAUCCCGCAUGGAAGAAGGGACGAUGAUGUAGCCCCCAUUGGCCUGCUGGGCUGGGUGAGGGCGGCAUGAGCAGGAAGACACAGGAAGGACCUGGACGCCAACGGGCCACUGGCCAGGUGGACUGGGGUAUCAGGUGCAGGGAGACAGCGCAGCCACUAGUUAUAAGGUGGGCUUUAUGAUUUAGGGCUGACGUUUCUGAAGGAUGCUCAUAAUAAACCAAGUGGAAAACUGGCUGCAGAGACCAAUUACCAGAGACUGGUAAUUAAUGGAUUAGGUAGCAGCUAAUUAAUGAAUGCUCAAAACUCACCCUUUGCUAAUCACUGCACUGCUUUACCACUGUUUGCAUUUAGCGGUAAAGAAAUGUGGACGUUUUCUGUACAAGCGCACUGGGACAGCCUGGAAGGGGCUGAGUCUGGUCUCCUGUGAAUGAGGAUUCGGGGCGAUUUUAAUUUAAUUUUGCUUUUUUAAA